ACCUUAUUUGAUGAAACAAUUGUCCAUCGAAAACAAAUUAAUUCUUCACGCGUAUCGGUUGCGUCCGGUGACGGUUGCUUUCGAAGUGUUCAUGUUUUUAAGUUGUCUUUCUAACGCGAACAGUGGCCCGGAUCGCUCGCUACCGACUGGUAGCUGAUUCGAAAUGUGUGCGCCAUUAUCAGUGUUAAAUUUAUGAAUAAUAUAAAAUACCGAUUGGUUAAUUGGAAUUUAUCAGAGUUUAUGUCGAUAAGGCGAUAGUUGAAUUUCGUGGAAUGUGGAUUUAAAGUCAGUGUGGUCAAUGUGAUGGAGUGAUCGGUGUUUCGUGCAGUGUUUACGUGUGACAACAAGUGUACGUACUAUGUGGGGAGCGGCGGUGUCGAAUCCUCCGCAUUACCAUUAUGUUCAGGGGCCAGGAAGUCCUGUUUCGCCAGGAGGUCCAGCCGGUCCAAUAUUGUCAGGUCCGAAUACCCGACAUUUAAGACCGCAAUCGUCUUACUCUCUUCCACACGGCAGCAACGGGCCUGGCCGCUGGGGAUGGUCUGGCAAUCAUGUAUCGUCAUUCGAUAGAAGACAAUUAAAAGUUCCUCCGCAACCAGCGCGUCCAGCGCCAGUGCGGCCCACUUACAAUAGGCAUGCUGGAACUAAUAGGGUCGACCCGGAGCUGAUCUUCACGAAACAAGAGAAGAUCGGCAAGGGUUCCUUUGGUGAAGUGUUUAAGGGUGUAGACAACAGAACCCAGCAGGUGGUUGCCAUCAAAAUCAUCGACUUGGAAGAAGCCGAAGAUGAAAUCGAGGAUAUACAACAGGAGAUCAUGGUGCUAUCACAGUGUGAUAGUCCGUACGUCACUAAAUAUUACGGAUCAUAUUUAAAGGGAACAAAACUAUGGAUCAUAAUGGAAUAUCUCGGAGGCGGCUCCGCCUUGGACCUCAUGAAGGCGGGCAGCUUCGAGGAGAUGCACAUAGCGGUCAUACUGCGGGAAGUGCUACGGGGUCUGGACUACUUGCAUUCCGAGAGAAAACUGCACAGGGACAUCAAAGCGGCCAACGUUCUACUUAGUGAAAUGGGAGACGUCAAACUGGCUGACUUUGGUGUCGCGGGCCAGCUCACCAACACGACGAGUAAGCGCAACACAUUUGUGGGCACGCCCUUCUGGAUGGCUCCAGAGGUUAUCAAGCAGUCGUGUUAUGAUAGUAAAGCGGAUAUUUGGUCGUUGGGCAUCACGGCGAUCGAGCUGGCGAAGGGCGAGCCACCCAACUCGGAGCUGCAUCCGAUGAGGGUGCUCUUCCUCAUACCCAAGAACAACCCCCCGCAACUGACCGGCAGUUAUUCGAAGCCGUUCAAAGAGUUCGUCGAGGCGUGUCUGAACAAGGACCCUGAGAAUAGGCCGACGGCAAAGGAAUUGCUUAAGUUCCAGUUUAUUAGAAAAGCGAAAAAGAACUCUUAUCUAAUGGACCUUAUAGAUAGGUAUAAGAAAUGGAAGGCGCAACGGAGUGAAGAGAGCGAAACCGAGUCGGAAAAUUCGGAUUCGGAGGAGAGCAGCCGCGGCGAGCUGGAGGCGGACGAGCCGUGGAUCAUGACGGUGCGCGGCGGCGGCGCGCGCGCGCUGCACCAGCACCACGCAGACGACAACAAGCGCCGCGCACACGACGACCUCGCGGUGAUCUCGUCGUCGCCGCCGUCGUCGUCCCCGGCAGUGGCGCCGCACGCGCACCCCGCCGCGCACGCGCCGCACGCGCCGCACGCGCCGCACGCCACGCACGCGGCGCCCGCGCACAAACAGAACGGCGCCCUCAGCGCGCGCGCAGACGACCUGCCCGCCGACCUGCCAAACAACAACAACGCCAACGACAAACCGCCUUCGCGGCAAUCGUCCAACGCGCAAGUGUCUAUCGAGCAGCGCAACUCUAAGGAGAGGGACAGGGACCGCGGCGACAGGGAGGACAGGAAGGAGAGACAAGAACACCAACCUUCCAACCGCGACAGCGUAGUCUAUAAUAAAGCCUCUUCCCCUCUGGACCAUAGAGGAUCAAACAGCGAGGAGAACAAAGUGAGGAGGCAUCCUUACUUGCAACAAUUGAUAUAUCCCCUAUUGAACGAGGUGUCGCGCAAGCACCCGGGCAGCGCGGGCGCGGUGGAGGAGCUGCGCCGCGCCUUCGAGCACGCCGAGCGCGCCGCGCCGCACCUCACGCGCGCCUUCGUGCAACAGGUGGUGCAGAGGGUGGCGACGCCGUCGCACGCGGGCGCGCUGCCCCCGCCGCCCGCGCCGCCCGCCGCGCCUCCCCCUGCCUCCGCCGCGCCACACGCGGGCCACCACUGGAUGAGGUAGGGAUCUAUAAUACACGAGGUUGCGUCAGCUGGCGGCCGUCGCUCCUUCCUGCGGCUCCUGCACCACAACCCGCCUGUCCGGCGCGCAGUGGCGGGGUGGAGUGCUGCUCCUGCAUGCCCUCCUGCGUGCCCUCCUGCGAGCUCGCGCCGUGCUACCUUAUUAGCUCUUAGCUCUUAGACGCUUACGUGCCGGACUCUCACAUUCUAAAUUAUCGAUGACUGACUCGGGUCCAUGGUUGUUCGUGGUGACCAUCUUCAAACUGCCUUCAAGUAUCUUGUAACGGUUAGGAAUGUCGUAAUGUAUUAUAUGCAAAAUAAAUGUUAAUCGUGCGUAUUCGAGUAGUUAGACAAAGUUUUCAUAUCGUUUGCGAACUUUCACUGAUUUCGUAUAAAGAUUUUAUUGCAUUUUGCAUCGACCAAAAUUGUAUUCUUAUCCGCUUGUUGAAAUAAUGUUUAACAGAUUGGAGAUCAAUUGUGACAAUAGGACGACCUGCGCCUCUGCUGUAACAGUACGUUGAGUUGUUAGGGUUGACAUGUGUUGCCGCAACCGAGUCACAAAGUUGCAAUGCCAUAGUGUAAUAAAUAAAAAGAAAAUAUAACGUAAUGAAUACUUAAGAUGGUUAUGUCUUAUAAUAUUUUAUAUUAUGUGCAUUAUUUAUGUAAAUAUCAUUUUAGUUGCCGUCACGCGAUAGACGCGCUGCGACACGCGACACGUCAGUGGCUGGUGUCCGCGGUGGGACAGUGAUGUCCCUAGAGUAGUAUCGAUAUACUUGUCGAUGUCGAUAUCGAUGCGAGCGUCGUGUCCGCGUGUAGUGUCGCUUCGAUGCGUCUACAUAUAGUUCCACUGUGAGUCGUUUAGCAUAAUUUUAUCUCGCGGCUGUUUGUUGAAUGCUUGUGUUUGUUUUACAUUGGUAUUGUUUCUUUUUUAAUUUAUAAAUAUUCGUGGAGAGCUAAUUCGCUACACUUCGCCAAUAUUUUGCCAUAAUGUUUUUUCUAAAAUUUACUUUUGCUAACGCGUGGUUUGUAUAGAAAAGUCUGAUUUGUAUUGUGAUCAGUCGUCGAAAUUCUAACGUAUUUAUGCUUUAGAGAUUGAUGUUUGAAACUCUGUUUAGAAAGCGAUAAGUGUCAUUCCAGACAAAAGACAAUAUUGUCAGCAUUUAUAGAAUUAUUUGUUUGAAAUAAUUUGAGUUGUAAUUAUGUUGUGAAGUUGUAACACCUGCGGACCGCAUCUGUUUAUGAAAAUUGUUAUAAAUUUCCGUAGUUUAGUUUUGAUGCUUAGUGUUAGUUGUGUAUUCGGCUACUUACCGGGUUUGAAUUAUAUUAGUGACUAAUAUUCACUUCUAAAAUGUGCGAAUACUGAAUCAACACUUUUGUUACAUAGUCGGAGAGUAAGGGGAGGAUGACCUUUUAAAGUAUUUUUUGGAUAAAAAGUUAACGACACCAACGACCAUACGGUGUCACAAAUAUAUAUAAAAAAAACAUGCUUAAUAUGCGACAAUAUUUAGCAAUCGGGAAGUAUAUAGAGUAUUUUAUGAAGACUACAAAACAAUUAUUAUUGCUGUGUAAAAAUGUAAACCUAAUGUAAACGUGUAAAUUGUGUAGUAUAAUAUAAAGAAAGCUGUUUUAUGAAGUGUUCUUAUAAGCAUAUGGAGAGUAGUUAUCGUGUUUCCAACGAGCCGCGGCGGCGGGGAGCGGCCACGGACACGCGCCGGCGCCGGCCCGGGCCUGUCACGGGACCGCCACGGCGUCGCCUCGGGCUCGCGCCGGGACGCGACGGGUCGCUCCCGCGCCGAUGCGAUUGCCUUGUAUUUUUGUUUGCCAUGUAAUAACAACAUGGGAGAUGUUUCUUUGAUUUCGUACGGAGAUCAAAAAUUAUUUUUCCACUUGAUCGUAUUGAUAAAUAAAGCGUGUAGUGUAGAGGUGGGCGAUAAUUGUUGAUUAUUGAUUAAAAUUAGGUGUUUGUGCAUUGGAUUGUAGAUGAGACGCGUUUGAGAUCGUUGCGAGCGGGUCGCGUGGAGAGGCGGCGCGGAGGGCCGGGGUUCGACUCCCGCGCCGGCUCUGCACGUGGCCGUGCGCUCAGUAGUGGAGACUAGUUGUUGUUAUAUUCGUGGAAACGCGGAGAGUUCACGGGAUCGCGUCGUUUGGUUCAUGGGUAUUUGUGAUCAUAAUUGCAUAGUUAAUAUAAAAUUAAAGUCUAUAUUAUUAUUAAUAUAAAAGUCUGUAUUGAAACCGGUAGUAUUUCUCUGUGUAGUGGUGUGGUUCCGAGCGGCGCCGCCGAGGAUAUAAAUAGCGAGCUCGUCAUGUAACUUGUACGGGACAGUCGGCGCGCUCUGCGCAUGUGCGGUUCCUCGAAGCGUCGCUCGGAACGGCACGGUAUAAUAAACUCACCGGCCCUCCAUUCUGCACCAAGUUACGGCUAACGGCGCCUACCAUUAGUGUAAUGGUCAAUUAAUGUUACGGCGUCUGUCAUUUCUAACACAUUAUGUAGGAAACAAAUUUGACUCUGAAUAAAAGAAGUUAUUUAAUUUUGGAA
Messenger RNA from Manduca sexta (tobacco hornworm), 4858 nucleotides. It is a transcript of the gene GckIII, whose product is annotated as serine/threonine-protein kinase 26. The record is from RefSeq and is a predicted model, not a curated record. Gene Ontology annotation, molecular function: ATP binding; protein kinase activity. The transcript has 12 exons. Bases 359 to 2326 code for a protein of 655 amino acids. NCBI's taxonomy places the organism in Eukaryota, Metazoa, Arthropoda, Insecta, Lepidoptera, Sphingidae. Gene Ontology annotation, biological process: protein phosphorylation.